Molecule: messenger RNA, 2912 nt
Organism: Balearica regulorum gibbericeps (East African grey crowned-crane)
Lineage: Eukaryota; Metazoa; Chordata; Aves; Gruiformes; Gruidae
Source: RefSeq, a predicted model, not a curated record
CUCCUACAACCUUUCUGUUGUUCAGUCAGAAGAAUGCAAUUAAUCGCAUGGUGAUAGAUGAGCAGCAGAGUCCAGAUAUCAUACUCCCUAUCCAUAGUCUCAGGAAUGUUCGAGCCAUUGAUUAUGACCCUCUGGAUAAGCAGCUGUACUGGAUUGAUUCUCGACAGAACAUCAUCCGGAAGGCACAGGAAGAUGGCAGCCAGAGCCUCACUGUUGUGACAAGUCCAGUUCCCAAUCAGAACCUAGAUAUGCAGCCUUAUGACCUGAGCAUUGACAUCUACAGCCGCUAUAUUUACUGGACCUGCGAAGCUACUAAUGUGAUCAAUGUGACACGCCUGGAUGGGAGACCCAUGGGAGUGGUGCUCAAAGGAGAUCAAGAUAGGCCCAGGGCCAUUGUGGUGAAUCCAGAGAAAGGAUACAUGUAUUUCACCAACCUACAGGAAAGAUCUCCUAAAAUUGAGAGAGCAGCAUUGGAUGGAACUGAACGAGAAGUCCUUUUUUUCAGUGGUUUGAGCAAGCCCAUAGCCUUAGCUAUUGACAGCCAGCUAGGCAAGUUGUUCUGGGCUGAUUCAGACCUGCGGAGAAUUGAAAGCAGUGACCUUUCAGGUGCUAACCGGAUUGUUUUGGAAGACUCUAAUAUCUUGCAGCCCGUGGGACUAACUGUAUUUGAAAACUGGCUGUAUUGGAUUGACAGGCAACAGCAGAUGAUUGAAAAGAUUGAUAUGACUGGUCGAGAAGGACGUACAAAGGUCCAAGCUCGUAUUGCACAACUCAGUGACAUCCAUGCUGUGAAAGAGCUCAACAUUCAGGAAUACAGACAACAUCCUUGUUCUCAAGAUAACGGUGGCUGCUCGCACAUUUGCAUCGUAAAGGGUGAUGGCACCACACGCUGCUCUUGCCCAGUCCACCUUGUUCUGCUGCAGGAUGAGCUGUCCUGCGGAGAACCACCAACAUGCUCCCCUCAGCAGUUCACCUGUUUCACAGGUGAGAUUGACUGCAUCCCAGUGGCCUGGCGCUGUGAUGGUUUCACUGAAUGUGAGGACCACAGUGACGAAAAGAACUGCCCGGUGUGCUCAGACACCCAGUUCCAGUGUGAAAGUGGACAGUGCAUAGACAGUGCCCUCCGGUGCAAUGGAGAAGCGAAUUGCCAGGACAACUCAGAUGAGAAGAACUGUGAAGUGCUUUGUUUAACCGAUCAGUUCCGCUGUGCCAGUGGGCAGUGCAUUGGGAAAAGCAAAAAAUGUGAUCACAACCUGGACUGCAGUGACAGCUCAGAUGAGCAAGGAUGCUACACAACGGAAGAGCCUGCACCACAGCCCAACAACACAAUAGGCUCCAUCAUUGGUGUGAUCCUUACAGUUUUUGUGGUUGGAGCAAUGUACUUCAUCUGCCAGAGGGUGCUGUGCCCACGCAUGAAGGGAGAUGGGGAAACAAUGACCAAUGAUUACGUGGUGCAUGGACCAGCCUCUGUACCUCUUGGUUAUGUGCCUCACCCAAGCUCUUUGUCGGGGUCCCUUCCUGGGAUGUCUCGAGGUAAAUCUGUGAUCAGCUCCCUUAGCAUUAUGGGAGGGAGCAGCGGGCCACCCUAUGACAGGGCCCAUGUCACUGGAGCCUCUUCUAGUAGUUCUUCAAGUACCAAAGGCACUUACUUUCCUCCAAUUUUGAACCCACCACCAUCACCGGCUACUGAACGUUCACAUUAUACCAUGGAAUUUGGUUAUUCUUCAAACAGCCCAUCUACUCACAGAUCCUACAGCUACAGGCCUUACAGCUACCGGCAUUUUGCACCUCCUACAACGCCCUGCAGCACAGAUGUCUGUGACAGUGACUAUGCCCCCAGCCGAAGGGUCACAGCAGCGACGGCCAAGGGCUAUACCAGUGACUUGAACUAUGAUUCAGAGCCCGUCCCCCCACCACCCACUCCACGCAGCCAGUACCUGUCGGCGGAGGAGAACUACGAAAGCUGCCCGCCUUCACCGUACACGGAGCGGAGCUACUCUCAUCAUCUCUACCCGCCACCACCGUCCCCCUGCACGGACUCCUCAUGAGGGGUAGCCCCCCCGCCCCGUUAUCUGCCUCCGCCGUGAAAGUGUAAAUACAAAAUGUUCUACUGGGGAGGGGGGAGGGAGCUCUCGGCGAAGGAUGAGGUAAGACAGUGUACAGUUAAAUGUUAUUAAAUGGGGUGGAGGAAUACUGAAGAUAUUUGUACAGAAUAAAAAAAAAAGGAUAUUUAUAUAUUUUCUUAAACAGCAACUGCUGCUUGUGCCAUAAGAAGAAAAAUUUUUGUAUAAAAGAACCCAGACAUUUGUACAAAAAGUUUUUAUUUUUGCAAAUGUAACACAAAAACAUGCCUUAAUCCAGUGAAGUGACUGAGCACAUAAGGAAAUGGAAGGUCUGGGAUGUGUUACUUGUCCAGCAAGGAGAGAUAUGGGGUUUGUCAAUACCAAAAAUGUUUAAAGUCAUUAAUAAUAAAGAAUUCCGUCUUAGAGCAGCAUACCAUAGAUACUUGGAAGUAGCCAAAUAACCUCUAUGUUAACUACGGAGGGCCAGCAACUAAAGUUAAACUUGAAAAUGCAGUCAGGACAGAUAUUAACCUUACACAAAGGGCUUUGUUUUCUACAGGAGUACAGCAAUCGUAGCAGUGAAUCCAGAAAAAGAAUCACACACUUUUUAAAAUGAAUACACCUCUGUUUUUCCUUAAUGCAUUUACCAAACUAGAGCAUUUAUAGCUCUCUCCUCGCUUCUGGAAUUUCAAUGAUUUUUGUUUGGUACAUUUUAAAGUUUGCUUUUUUUUCUCCUGUUUAGCUUUUCCCAUCUCUUCUGCAUCCUUUCUUUCUGCCCAUGUCACUUUAAAUCAUGAUAUCUUUAUCUAAAGUACUGCUAGAACUGGGCUGCUGUAAAUCUUUUUUUCC